GUUCACCACGACCGCCGUGCGAGAAGGGUCGUUCGUGCGCGCGCCUCGUGCGUUUAUUUCCUUCUUCGAAAAGUCACGCGACAUCGUGGAAAAAUUGUGUAUUUUAUAACUUGUGAAGUUUUCAUACUGGACGAAAAAUAAGUGAUGAAUUAGGAAAAAUAAUUCUGGAAAAAUGGCACCACUCCGGUCACUUUUACUCUCAGUUUCCCUCAUUCUUGUCCUCGCAAGGGAACAAUCGGCCGUCUUAGGAGUUGAAGACACAACGGUUGAAGAUCUGCAAAAAGUACCACUAAACUUCACUUCUUCUCGUACAUCACUCAUUGCAGAUGAUCGCAGCAAAAGUGCGACGAUGCUUCUUCAAAAAGAUUUAAUUAAAAAUUCAUCUGAGGAAGACAAAAGUGAUGAAGACCUCGAUGAAAAUGAAGCUAGUGAAAAAGAAGACGAAGAUAACGGUUCUGCAGAGGAUGAGUACGAGGAUGAACUGAAAGCUGUGGCGGAGUCCCAUGAGGCAAUGUCUCACGACGAUACAAAAAAAUGCAAUACAUCCUUUUUUGAUGGCAAAAGCUCCGACGAGAAGCUGAUCACCGCGAAGAAUUUUGAUUCUAGAGAGAAGAGUGUCGAGGAAACCUCAGAUGAAAACGAGAGCUCGAACGAAGCCGAUAUUGACGACGAUAUCCUCAAAGAAAAAAAAGACAAAGAGGUGGCUGAGCUUUUGGAGAAGAAAAGAAAGCGUUUACCAACAGUGAAGAAGGAAUUGAGAACUCAAAAAGAAAUCCAGUCAGCGAACGAAACGUUGGAGGAAGAAAUGCUGACUGAAAAUGUGCUGAAUUUACUGGUAAAAUUGGCAGAGGAUCCUAAGCGAUGGGAAAGAGUUCAUCAACUCCUGAUGGACAUCGAGGGUGGUUUAGAACACUCACGUCAAGCUUUGCAGACUAGGAAGCGAAACCUGCUUCCAUCUUCUUUUCUCUACCCAUCUUCUACAGCCCCAACAGUAAACGAUCCACUGAGAACGUUCAAGAAACCAAAAAAGAAAAAAAAGAAGAAGAAGCCUCAUCAGAAAGUUACAACAUCACUGCCUAUGACGACCCCUUUAAUUGAAACCACAGAUUCUCCUUGGUUAACAACACCUGUCCCGUGGCGACUCGUUGCUGAGAAAUUGUUUAGGAAUCCCUGGAGAGAGGAAUCGAGGGAGGAGAAUCCAAAAAAUAUGGCCAAAGUGAGGUACUCGAUGAUGUCGAAACCUCGCACCCCACCUCCUGGGCAUCAGCUGAUAGAUGAGAAGCAGAGGGAGACCUUGAAGGCUUUAAAUAAUCAGAGGGAGGCUUUGAUGUUGAAGAGUGCAAGGGAGUACUCUCAACCACGACUUCUUCAUUUUGGAAAAGUUAAUACCCAUCAGAUACCUCUGGGACAUCGAGAGGUGCCUUCCGUCUUUGAUGAUGAUCCAAUGCGAAACAGAGACUACGAUCCUCCAGAACUUCUUCACUACCAGUCCUCAAGGUUCCCCCAAUAUAAUCCCUUUCCAAAAGAUUUUCCCUUGGAGAGGUUCCAAAAUGACUACCAGGAUGAUUUCGCACUUCAGUCUGGUGAGUUCGCCAGAAAUCGGGAAUACAGACCUAAGGGAAGAGACUUUGCAGCUAGUAAGACCUGGCAAGAUUCCCAGUUUGAUUACGAAAGACCCUGGAACCUUGAUGAUAGGACACUCCCGAUUACUCCUAGCAAGUGGUCAUGGAGACAACCAGCCAGACAACCUGAUCUUAAGACCUGGUUGCCCUGGAGGAAACCUUGGAAAGGGGAUUACUGGUCGAGACUGGAGAGUGAGGAUGAUGAGGAAGGUCCUCUGGAGAAGUCUUGGCAGAUGCAUCAAAAACACCAUCAGCAGCCUUGGAAAUUGGGGGCUGGCACUUCUUGGCCCGGGGAUAAGUCUCUUCAGGUACCAACCUGGCCAGAAAAACUCAGCCAGAAUCGUCACCAGGACCAAAUUCUCUCCUGGGACAAGGGCAAGAAUCGAUCAGAGCUGAAACUAGACUCUCUUAAGCAGGAUUCCAAAGAAAAGGGUGUAGUCCCCAAGAUUACAAUGAAGUCCUGGAACAGUCUAACAUCUGACCCAGCCACCUGGCCCUUCAGACUCCCAGCAGCCAAACCCUGGCCUAAGGACCAAAAUGGAAAAUCCUACAAUCCCAAUGCUGACCUCGUCAGGAAGCUGGGGCUAGACAAGCAAAACAGACUUCUUCCUGAAAAAAAUCCUUCUAAGGAUUUUAAACCUUCAGAGACCAAGUACAAAGAAAGAACACUCAUGAAGGAUUCUAAGCUGAAAGUAGGAAAGGACUCUGUCUGGCCUGUGAAGGUUUCAGGGGUUGAUGACUGGAUGAGUAAGGCCCCAAGUUCGGAGAACCUCUCUGCUGAUGACGACACUAGGUCUUGGACUGAGAAUAUGAAUCCUGGUGGAAAAACUUGGCCUGGAGUUGGUAAGAAUGUCUCACCAAAGAUACAGUCGAUGGGAGGUUGGGAACCGGUGAACAAAUCAACAUGGAGGCCUUAUGAAUUGAAGCACAUGGAGUCCUAUGAUCAAGAACCUAGAAAUCGACCUUGGCCUGGAAGAAGCAAUAAUGAGAGGAUGUGGAACUCCAAAUCAGAUGGAGGCUCCUGGCCUCAGAAGAUGACUGAUGACUGGAAUGAGGGUUUUGGAAAGCAGACUGGAACUUCGAGUAAUUGGCCUUCCAAGUGGAAACAAUUUGCUUAUCACAGAGUGACAGCAAUGCCCCUUACAAAAUCUGGAACUUCACUUGAAGGUUCUGUAAAACCAAAAAAUGCCUUCAUCGCUGUCUCUGCAGUCUCAUCUCCAAAAUACAAUAAUGAGUGGAGGAAGAAUGAUAUCGAAGAGACCCCAAUCAGUCAAAAUAGCUUCAGAUCUGUGGAUCCAGACCAUCCAGCGAGUCAGCUUCGUUCAAGCAAAGAAUCGCCGAUUUAUGCCUGGAAAAAAGAUGGAAAAUCGUCCAAUAAGACGCGAAGCGUCGAAAUCAUGCCCUCUGAUCCUCUAGAAGAUCAAUUGGAGGAUCUGAGACUGAACUUGUCAUUACAAAAUGAUAUUAAAAAUGAAAAUCCAGUUAAUGGAAGCGAAUCGACGCCACCUUCAUUGAAUUUAUCGAACGUUUCCUUCGUUGGAAAUUUAACAAAAGAAAGCAGCAGCCUGGAAAGUAAGGCAACGUUGGGGAAAUAAAAAUUAGAUUUAAAAUUCAGCGAUCAAUAAAAAAGUCCUUUAUCAAAAAAUUACACUUUUCAAUUAAUCUCAUUCAAUUUGAAUAAUUUCUGAAUAUUCGAUCUUAAAAUAUUUUAAUUAAAAAAUUAUUCCUAAAAAAGGGACUCAUUUACAAUAGAUUCACCCUUAAUUGUUUGAUUCGAUUUAUUUAUUUACUGUGUAAAUAUAUAAUCAAUUAUUUUAAAUUAAAAAACAUUUCCAAUUCAAAAUCAUUUUUUAAAUGAGUGUUCUAUUGAAAUAUAGAGCGUCGUGUUGUAUAUGUACAUGUAUUUUGUAUAGCUCUAAGAAUUAGAUUCAAAAAUCGAUCCUUUAUCAAUAUUUAUCGAAGCUUGACCAAAGUCUUUUUAAAAAUAAAGUUAUUGCCGAAACAUCGUGGAAUAAAAAUUAAAGUUUUUUAUAUCAAAAACGUAUUUAAAAAUAUCACUCUUACUCUAAUUUAAUUUAAUUUAAUAUCCUCGACACCCAGAAGUUCGUAAAUUGUUAAAAACUACGUAUACCGAUCAAAUUUUCCAAAUAGCAAAAUAAUUCAAGGAAUCUGUAUUAUCAGAGAAUAAUAGAAUUUCUUUGUGUCUUUACGGGCUAGAUGGAGCUAUGCAUUAAAAAGAAAAUUUUAUUAAAUUUUGUCUGAAAAAAAUCUGUUUCGCUGCACUGGGAAUCGAACCACAGAACUUCCGAUUGCUGGUUGGGUGCUUUCCCAUUAAGCUACUUAAGAGAUCUACCCUGUAAAGACGUUUAGAAAUUCUAUAAUUCUCUUAUGAUAAUGAAGAUUCUUUUAAAAAUGUGACUUGUAACACCGGGGAUAAUAAUGCAUGUAUUUGUGAAAAAAAAUCUCUCGAUCUCUUUAGUAGCUUAAUGGGAAAGCACCCAAACAGAAAUCUGAAGUUCCGUGGUUCGAUUCCCAGGGUAAGAU
This is a messenger RNA of Belonocnema kinseyi, 4166 nucleotides long. RefSeq lists its product as uncharacterized. The coding region runs from base 173 to 3217 and encodes 1014 amino acids. The record is from RefSeq and is a predicted model, not a curated record. The transcript has 14 exons. Lineage: Eukaryota; Metazoa; Arthropoda; Insecta; Hymenoptera; Cynipidae.